GCUGCUCACCAUCUUUGGAUUCUUAUCCCCAUCACUGUAUGUCUGUAUCUGUAACCAAUAUAUAUAUCAAAAACCACUACUUAAAUGCAACUAUUGGUCUUGGUCAUAGCCAGUUUCACUCGCUCCCUCCAACUAGUCAAGUAGUCAACGACGUCGUCUCGGUCAUCGUCUCACUGGCACUGGCAGAGAAUGGCUUCAACUGUCGAACAAUCAACUGAAGCAACUGGAGAGAAGCUCACUGCACCAUACGGUUCUUGGAAGUCCCCUAUAACCGCCGAUGUUGUCUCCGGCGGCGAGAAGGGUCUCGACGGCACCGCCGUAGACGGCCAUGGCCGCCUAUUUUGGCUCGAAUCUCGCCCCACCGAAUCAGGACGAGUAGUUCUUGUUAAAGAACCAGAGAAACCAGGGGAUGAACCAAUCGAUGUUACGCCGAAAGAGUUUGCGGUGCGAACAGUGGCUCAAGAAUAUGGAGGUGGUGCAUUCAGGAUUUCAGGGGACACUCUAAUUUUCUCGAAUUACAAAGAUCAAAGACUAUACAAACAGUCAAUUGUAUCUAGAGAUUAUUCUCCAGUGCCACUUACAGCAGAUUAUGGCGGACCGAGAAUGUGUUACGCAGAUGGAGUUUUUGAUUUGCGCUUCAACCGUUAUAUUACUGUAAGAGAAGAUCAUCGCGAAAGCAGUCAAAAUCCAAUCACUACUAUUGCUUCAGUGGACCUCAGCAAUGAGGAUAUCCAAGAACCAAAAGUAUUAGUUGGAGGCAACGACUUCUAUGCCUUCCCACGUUUGGACCCCAAAGGAGAACGUAUUGCGUGGAUUGAGUGGAGUCACCCUAACAUGCCGUGGGAUAAAUCAGAGCUUUGGGUUGGCUAUAUAUCUGAGAAUGGAGAUGUUUACAAACGCAUCUGUGUUGCUGGCGGUGAUCAUACACUUGUUGAAUCUCCAACUGAACCCAAGUGGUCAUCUAAAGGGGAACUAUUCUUCAUCACUGACAGAAACAAUGGGUUUUGGAAUCUCCAUAAAUGGAUUGAGUCUGAUAAUAAGGUGCUGCCAAUUUAUUCGUGUGAUGCUGAGUUUACAAGACCAUUAUGGAUGUUUGGCAUGAACUCUUAUGAAUUUAUUCCAAAUUAUGAACAAAAGAACUUGAUCGCUUGCAGUUACAGGCAAAACGGGAGGUCAUUUCUCGGAGUUUUGGAUGAUGUUUGGAGCACGCCAUCUCUAAUUGAUAUUUCUUUCACAGAUAUAAAUAAUAUUACCCUGGGAUCUGAUUGUCUGUACAUUGAGGGAGCAUCUGCAGUUCAUCCUUUUUCAAUAGCUAAGGUGACUUUAGAUGACCAGAGACUAAAAGCAGUUGAUUUCAAGAUUAUUUGGUCGUCUUCACCUGAUAGUUCAAAGUAUAAAUCAUACUGUAGCUCGCCAGAAUUAAUUGAAUUUCCUACAGAGGUUCCAGGUCAAAUUGCCUAUGCAUACUUUUAUCCACCAACCAACCCAAUUUAUCAAGCUAGUCCUGAAGAGAAACCUCCACUACUAUUGGAAAGCCAUGGAGGGCCUACUUGUGAAACCCGUGGAAUCUUAAAUCUUAGUAUCCAGUAUUGGACUAGUCGAGGUUGGGCAUUUGUGGAUGUUAAUUAUGGUGGAAGCACUGGUUAUGGCAGAGAAUAUCGAGAAAGGCUUUUGGGGCGUUGGGGAAUUGUUGAUGUUAAUGACUGUUGCAAUUGUGCUAAGUUUUUGGUAGAGAGCGGAAAAGUAGAUGGAGAACGAUUAUGCAUUACUGGGGGCUCUGCUGGUGGGUACACAACAUUAGCUGCUCUUGCUUUUAGAGAUAUAUUCAAGGCUGGAGCUUCUUUGUAUGGUGUAGCUGACUUAAAAUUGUUGCGAGCAGAAAUUCCUAAGUUCGAAUCUCAUUAUAUCGAUAAUCUUGUUGGAAGUGAAAAUGAUUACUUUCAGAGGUCACCCAUCAACUUUGUCGAUAAAUUUUCUUGCCCCAUAAUUCUGUUCCAAGGAUUGGAGGAUAAGGUUGUACCCCCUGGUCAAGCUCAGAAAAUCUACUUGGCAUUGAAAGAAAAGGGUUUGCCUGUUGCUCUUGUGGAGUAUGAAGGAGAGCAACAUGGCUUUCGCAAGGCUGAAAACAUUAAGUUCACACUGGAACAACAAAUGGUUUUCUUUGCACGUGUAGUGGGACACUUCAAGGUCGCAGAUGACAUCACUCCAAUCAGAAUUGAUAACUUCGACUGAGAGUUUGGUAUUUGACUUGCGAACUUUGUACAAUUAUCUGUGACCCUACAACUGAUCUCAAUAGUUUUUGUUGGUUGGGAGAGUUCUGUGCCAUUUCAUUUUUUCUGAAGCAAUGUUACACUUGUGUUCAUUAUGCGACUCUAAAAUAAAAUCACUCUUUUAACUAGGUUUA
Messenger RNA from Cornus florida, 2404 nucleotides. RefSeq lists its product as uncharacterized. The record is from RefSeq and is a predicted model, not a curated record. Lineage: Eukaryota; Viridiplantae; Streptophyta; Magnoliopsida; Cornales; Cornaceae. Gene Ontology annotation, molecular function: serine-type peptidase activity. The transcript is spliced from 18 exons. The coding region runs from base 190 to 2232 and encodes 680 amino acids. Gene Ontology annotation, biological process: proteolysis.